ACCAGGUAGAAAGGAGCUAUCUCAUCACUUGCCAUAAAUGCAGCUAUAAGAAGAUGCUGGAGGACACCACCACCCUGGGUAUUUCUGCUCAACUUGAGAAACAAAAUUCUAAUUGCACCGUUAUUUUUGUGGAUCACACUUUGGCUGAGAUGCAGAAAGAACAGUGCUAUUGCCAGCACUGUGAAAACCAAAUACCCACACUACGCCACUGGUUUAAAACUCUACCCCAGAUUCUGGUCAUCCAUGUGGAGAGGGAUCAAGUUGGCAUUAAGACUGGGGUGUCUGUGCCCCUCUCACUGACUCUAGGAACAGACGAACUUGACAAUGACUAUGAGCUCUUUGGAACGUGUCAUCAUAUUGGAAAAGUUCAUGGUGACCAUUUUGCAUCUGAAGUGAAGCCAUUGGAUGAGAGUCACUGGUACCGCUUCAGUGACACAGAAGUGCCUGAGGUCCCGGAAAGCGAGAUCUCCUGGCAAGCACAGAGCAGUGACACCGUCUCUCUGUUAAUGUACCGCAAGGUGAAAUCCACUGCUAAGCCAGGGUUGGACAGAAGCAAUAAUACAAUCUGCUCCUUCGAGAGUGCUACUGAAUCCUGGAGAAACUUGGAUGUAGCUCAACAAGAUUCUCCUGGUGCAAAUCAACAAGAAUCUUCCAUGAGUCUGGCAUCUGAUAACACAGCGUGCUGCACUGAUGACACUGAGGAGGCAGCUGCUCAUCAGAAGAAACAAGACCGAAAAAAGCGGGGGAAAAGGCCAAACCAAUGUACUAGGGUUUAGUCACCUCUUCCAUUUGUGCCCAGUCAACAGCUGUGUUUCCAUAUGUUGUCUGUAGAGGUGAAAGUUGUGGGAAGCUUUUAAUAGAUUUCAAGGCCAAGAGGCAUCAUUAUGGUCAUCUCUUCUGACCAUACAGCACAACCCAGAGGACUUUCCCAACAAUUCCUAGAGCAGAUCUGUUAGAAAAACGUUUAAUCUUGAUUUUAAAAUGGUCAGUGAUAGAGAAUCCAGCACAGCUCUUAGUGAGUUGUCCCAAAGCUUAGUUGCCCACUUGUUAAAAAUGGACAUUGUUUAUUUCUGGUCUGGGUUUGUCUCGCUUCAGUUUCCAGCCAUUGGGCCAUGUUAGAUCUUUCCUUGCUUGACUGAGGAGCUUGCUGUCAAACAUGCAUUCCCCCAUGUCAGUGUUUGUAGACUGUGAUCAAGUCACGUUUUAACCUGCUCUUUGUUGAGCUAAA
Messenger RNA from Pelodiscus sinensis (Chinese soft-shelled turtle), 1228 nucleotides. The record is from RefSeq and is a predicted model, not a curated record. NCBI's taxonomy places the organism in Eukaryota, Metazoa, Chordata, Testudines, Trionychidae.